Caenorhabditis angaria is the source of this 7662-nucleotide messenger RNA. Lineage: Eukaryota; Metazoa; Nematoda; Chromadorea; Rhabditida; Rhabditidae. The record is from the annotation of a GenBank genome assembly.
AUGGCUGAUGUAUUCGCCAGCUACGAUCCCAAAUUGCUCAUGUCAAUUUUGACGUCAGCAGCAGCGUCGCGCGAAAAAUCGCCCAAAGACUCGAACACGGAUGGCAGCGAAUCGCCGCCGAUGCCACGUGGCGAAAUGGAAGAAGGAGAAGAGGAUGAGGAGAAUUUUGAGCAGGGUGAUUUUGAGCGCCAAGAGAAGAUUGUGAAGGAGGUGCAGGAAGAAGAUGUGGAGCCGCCGGUGAAGAGAAGGAGAAAACCUGAAGGUUGGUGGGAUCUUUGGGAAGGUCUGGGAAGCAUCUGGGGAUCUUUGGGAGGGUCGGGGAAGUUUUGGGAUCUUUGGGAAGGUUCGGGAAAUUUUUUAGAGGUCCUAAAAAUCUUUUAAAAAAUUUGGACGAUAUUCUAAUUUUGGAAAACUUGUGGGAAGGCUUGGGAACUUCUGAAGACCCUGAAGAAUCUCUGAGAAAGUUUUUAGAGAUCUUUAAAAAAUAAUGUUUAAAGAUUUUGAAAGGUCCGGGAAUUUCUGAAUAUUUUGUUGAUAUUUUUAAAGCUUUUGUAUUUUUUUUUUCGAAUUUAGCCCUUAUUUUUACUCGAAAAUUUAAAUUUUACUAGAAAAAUUCAAAUUUUCGCGCUAAGAUUAAAAAUUUUAAACUUUUCCUAUUUUUCUGAAAGUUCCCGCAACAAAUUUGCUCCUCAAAAAUUUCAAAACACUUUUUUCUAUCAAAUCAAACAAAAAGUACAGUGACCUUUAUUUACCAAAUAGUCCGCUUCCACUACCAGUCUCCCCUUUUUUCUGAGCUCAAGCUAAGCUCAACCAAAAUCGUGUGUCCCAACUAUAACCAGUCAGCUGCUCAAACAUUUGACCAUUGCAAUAUUUCGUUCACCAAAAAUACUACUUUAUAUUUUAUUUUUGGUCAUUUUUGAUUGAAAAGUUUAAACAGCAGGCUGUGACCUUUUUUGGGGGGCUUGGAAAAGACGAAAAGUUGAACCAUCUGUCGACAUAUACAUAUAGUAAUAUACCCGUGCACCAAAAAAAUCACACCGGUUUCGAGGUCAGUCGACUUUUUUCUAGGCGCAGAUGUUUUUGAAAAAAAGUUGGAACACUUAGAUAACUUGAAAAUUGAGUAUGGUUUCCAACGUGCACACGUAGCGCAGUGGUUGUGCGAUAGAUUUCUACGUAGAAGGUAUACCCAACAGGUGGAGGGUUCAAUUCCUAGUGAGGGCGUUUUGCUGAUUUAUUUUUUUUGUCAUAUUUUCAGUCAUAAAUGACGAAUAUUUUUUAUUUUUAUAUUUUCUAACAAACAACCAAGUUUAACCAAAAUAUCGUGACAAUCGUCAUUUCCUCUCUCGCUAUAUAAAAAGUGCAUGAAUGUAUGAAUUAGCCAACAUUUUUGCAAAAUUCUAGCCAAUUUCUAUCAAACAUGUAGAUCAUAUUAUUUUUUUUUGUUUUUUUUCAUGUUUCCCUAGUUUUUCACAACCCCAAGCAAAGAGAAAAAGAAACUUCAAGUCAAAAAAAAUCUGCAUAAAUCACCGUGACACUUAAUUUCGUCGCUCUCUUUCCUUCUUUUUUGUCGCUCCUACUUUUUUGCAUGGGUUACUGUAGAGAGGAGAGGGGUUAAUUAGGCAAAAGAAAAAGAAACAUAUGAUGAUGAUGUGUUAAUAUAUAAGUUGCAAUUUCCUGCCUUUUCUGAAUGACUGACUGAUGAGAGUUACGUAAUGUCGGCACGUGUUUUUGCGGGACAGGAAAUUGAAGGGAGGAAUGGGGAGAGGGUGUGGGAUAAUUAGAAAUUUUGUGUAGAUUAAAAAAAAUUGGGCGCGAAAAAUGAGGUACUGUAUAGCUAGAAGAAAAAUUAUGAAAAUUUUACAUAUCAAACUUCCCCCGCCAAAAACUUCCCCCGCCAAUUGUAGAUCAAAAAAAUGUUUUCCCAAAACUCUACAGUACUGAAAUCACUUCCAGAUUUUCUCUCUCUGAUUUUCCCACCAUAUAUCACGGUCACACUAUUAUCAUAAUAUUUUUAUUGUAUUUUAUGUUAAUCUCAACUUAAUCUCCUCUCUUCACACUAUUUUGUCACCUUAUGUCACCACCCAACAAUACACCAUCAAUCAAAAAAUACUUUCACCCGAGACACAACAAAAAAUCUCUGCUGCGCCAAAAAAAUAUUGGCGGCGCGGCGCGGCGCCUUUGAUCCCCCACUCUUUUCUUUUUAUGAAUAUUUAAUGAGGCUUUUGGGUGAGAUGAGGUGUAUCCUAUUGAAAAAAUGAGAAAAAAAUAGUUUUUUUCGGAGAUGGGCGGGACAGUAUUAUAAGAAUACAGUAAUCCGUUUUGGGGUGAUCAAUCAAAAAAAUAAAAGUUGGAGAGGGCUGGUGUACAGAUGGUGUACACCCACUUGACAGAAAUUUGAUUGUGUUUUUUUUGCAGCCAAGAAUAUUGUACGAGUUUCGGAGAUGACUUGUGAUUCGGACAGAAUUGGAGAGGUUGGUUUCAAAGGGAGGCAGAGAGUAUUACUGUAGAUGGGAGGGGGGUUUAGGGUUGUGAAUUUUUGAAUAAUUUUGUAGACCGAGAGUUUCCGGUUACUGUAGACCCUCCAUUUUUGACGCUAGAAUUCCUAAUUAUAUAAGUUUUGGAUUACUGUGGAUCCUAUGGUUUUUCAAAUUUUGCAGAAGAAUUUUGAGGUUACUGUAGCCGCAAAUUUCUUAUUUCUUAUGCCAAACUUAAAAAUGCUCUAGCAAUCUUUGAAUUACUGUAGAUCCUAAUUUUAGGGGUCAAAAUUCAGAUUUUUUUUGGACGGAUACUGUUUUAGAUCAAACAUUUUUCACAAAGGAUUACUGUAGGUUCAGAUUUUUCUCCAAUUUCAAAUUUCUUUGCCAUCACCAAGUUUUUUUGCCACCCAAAAAAACUUUCAAAUCCUCCACCAAACCGGAAAAUCCAAAAUCCGCAGAUGUUUUUUUUUUGUUUUUUGAUUUUUUUUUUUUGGCAUUAGAGACUCAUUAGAUGUUAUCUCUAAGGAUUUGUAGAAAGUCAUAAAAUUUCGGGGGUGAAACAUGGAAAAAAGUUGGUGGGCGAUGGCAGGUGGUCGCCUUAUGCUAGACAGAUUGUUUUUUUUUUUUGAAUAAAAAAGGGAUUAAAGUGAAUAGGGAACUUUUUUUUGAUACACUUGGAGAAAAACACUUUGCAGACCUUCCCCAACAAUUUUUUCAACGAGCAACUUCGAAUUCUGACAUCUGGAGUGACAUCCAAUUUUUCGGCAACAAAUUCAAAUUCGUCAAAUGGUCCAUCAUCAUCUGAUGACAUUUCCACAUCAUCACAAUUAGCUGCUGCUGUAGCCUCUGCGCCUUUAAAUAAUUCGCCAGCUGAAACCGAGACUGACAUCUCGUCUUCGUCAAAGGUAAGAAGACAUUUUUGACAUUUAUGCAAAUUCUAUUCUCACUUUUUUGGGUAAAAUGUAGUCAAAAUUCAAAUACCGUAGUAAAUAACUCAUAUUUUUUGCUUCUGGGACCAUAACAAUAACAAUAAUCCAUCAUAUUUAUUUUACAAGUUGAAAACGAACACAUCGAGCAAAAUAAUAAUAAUAAUCUUUCGGUUUUCGGUGUCAUUGGUCACGCAAUGUUAGAUAUAUAAAUAAGUAUACUUUUCUUUGGGGAAGCGUAGGAUAUAAUUAAAGUUUUCGCCUCGUUCAACUACGGUAGAUAUAAUGGGGAAAUCUUGAAACAAAAAUUUUUUUUGCAAAAAAAAUAAAUAAAAGUACAGUAGGAGUUUGAAGGCGCACACAAAUAUUCGCUUGGGUCUCGCAGCGAUCCUUCCCGCACACAUGUUUGUUUCAAAAAAUAAAACUUGAAUUUUUUAGCCACACUCGGAAAUCGCUUCACCGUCAUGCACCCCUCCAAAAAGCAACUUGUCCGACGAGUUAUCAAUCUCGACAACACCGACCAUCUCAUUUACACCGAAUGGAAGUAUUCCAUCACCAGGAACCGGCUACUCGUGGAGCAUUAGACGUGGUAGGCUUUUUUUCGAAAGAAAGUUGGGACAAAAAAAACAUUUUCUGAAUAUAUUGAAGAUUUCUAAUUGAAUAACACACAUAUGGGCCUCAUACACUCGCACCAACUUCUUCAACUAACUCAAUUAACAUGUUUUUCAUUACUAACAAGUUUAUUUUUAUAAUAUUACUAAUAUGAAAUCACAGAAACCACUUCACUCGCACAAAAGGGGGAUUUUUGGGGCACUGAUUUUGAGUUGGAUUUGUAAGUAGCGAAAGUUGCAUGCAAAUCUGAGUGAAAAUCAUUUUGAACCUAAUUUCAGCCUAGUAAAGUUACAAUCUUCGAAAGUUCAAAAAUCUCACUCCCCCUUGUUAAUAUCACAUACUAAGUCCCAACUUUCAGAAGGUAAACUCGCUUGUCCGACACCUGGAUGCGAUGGAUCUGGACACCAAACUGGACUCUAUACACAUCAUCGAAGUUUGAGCGGAUGUCCAAGAAGACCCGAUAAAACUGUGAUUCAAAGUAAGUACGAGAAAAGAAGAAGAAGAAGACGAAUAUUAAUGUUUGUUUGCCUUUCUAAUUUCAUGCAUUUUUUGUUUGGAAAAAGAAGGGGCGAACCUGGAAGGCAAAAAAAACCGAGAAGAUUGAACGAUUUUUGGCGGCGAAAGCGAUGAAAACUAAACUCGGAGGAACUUUUGCGAGAUUUUCUGGGGGACCGGAGAGCUUUCUCGAAAUGCCUCGUGGAUUUUUCUGGCAGAAAACAGAAAAAUUUGAUUUUUGAGAAUUGAAAAAACUGUGAAUUCUCAAAAACUCUAAUUUUUGCUGGAAGAAGUCCACGUGGCAAAAUUUUUAAUGAACUUUCACAAUUCUAAUUCUAAUUUUUCGGCAAAAAGUUUUCCACGUGGAAUUUUGAGGUCGAAUAUUAGAUCUUUCACGAAUUUUCAGCCAAAAAAUUAAAAUUUCAAAAAUAAUUUUGCCACGUGAAGUUUUUGGCCAACAAAUUGCAGAAUUUUUGACACGUCGAUUUUUCCUUCAAAAUAAGUAGCUUGCGCAAAUUUUGAAAAAAAUUAUUUUCGAAAAUUUCUUUCGAUCUUCCGAUGAAAUUAAAAACCAGAAUAAAAAUAUUGAUUUUUUAGUAAUAUUCUCUACUCCCAUGUCCAAAACUCUCUCAAAAAUAAUCCAAAUAAUUCCAGUGCUCGCCCUUCGCCAAGACACAGUUCUCCGUUGCACAACACCUGGCUGCUCUGGCAAAGGACACGUGAACGGCAAUCGAACAUCGCAUCGAAGUCUAUCCGGUUGUCCAGUAGCGCAUCAAGAAAAACUCGCUCGAAAAGGCCUAAAAGUGACGCCGCAUCGAAUGAAAACCCCACCAAAACAACUACAUUUCAACCACUUGGAUUCGUGUCAAUCACCACUCGAUUUAUCAGCACAACUCGGAAAUGGUGCUUUCAAUGCACAUAAUUUGAUGGGACUUUUACCGCCUGGAGCUAUGAUGGAUGCGUUGAUGAAUUUGUCGAGGAAUAAUUGUGGAUUGGGAGGAGGAACUGCUUGUAGUGUGAAAAUUGAACAGGAAGAUAGAAAGGUUGGUUUUAUUGAUUUAUUAUGGAAAUGGGGGGGGGGUUGGAUUUAUUGAAAAAAAUUUGAGAAACUUCACGAAAAAUUUUAAUUAUCCCAUAAAUUUCGGUAAUCUCUGAAUGGGGCCCCUGAAUGGGGCCAGUUUCUGAGAAAAUGGGGCCACCUGAAUGGGGCCACUUGUGUGGCAAAUUCCCUCAAUGGGGCCAGCAAGAAAAAAGUAAGAAUUUCUCCCUUUUUCCUGAAUGGGGCCACCUAAAAAGAUGAAACACAUAAUUUCUGCAUAAUUCCUCAAUGGGGCCAUGUAUUUUUUGUGCAUUUCCUGAAUGGGGCCCAUCUUUUCAUUUUUAUACAUCUUGUGACGUCUUAGUGAUCGUGAAUUGAAAUUUCAUGAAAGUUUUCAAAUUUUUUAAUAGCGUAUGUGAGUUAUAACUUACUCAGAUGUUUACCACGUAUGCAAAUGUUGGGUACUGAAGGCAUGGAGCCUCUCUUACAUGAAAAUUCCCCAGUUUCAUGAAUUUUUGAAAUAGUAAAAUUAAAUGAAAUAUUUCUUUUUGGAAUUCAAGUCUUGCUUUUUUCAAACACUCGAAAACUAUCAAAAAUCACAGAGAAAAUUCAGAAUUUUCAAAAAUUGGAGAAAAAAUGUCAAAUGUUUUAUCUCAAAUUUUCGGGUUGCUACGCAUUAAACAAUUCGAAAAAUAUUCACAGAAGCAUGUUUUGAAAAUUGAACCAAAAUCUGGAAGUAGUUCGUUAGAUAAUUCUCACAGAAAUUCUACAUAAAGUUUGAAAACUAUUGAAGAACAUGUCAUAUAAGUUUUCACACCUUGAUAUUUUGGCACCUUGUCCAUAAACAAGAAACAGACAUCGCGCAAAAAAGUGUGUUUUUUUGGAGACCCAGAUGAGUUUUUUGGGAAGUUAUCCAAAAAACUUGUUGUCAACUAGCUAAGAAUACGAUAAUAACCAAAACUUAAUGAAAUGAACAACUUAUUUUAGAAGAAAACAUCAAUUUGAUUAGAGAAAAUAAUUGGGCAAGAAAUGUAAAAGUUUACCCAGAAAAAUUAUUCGAAAUAUUCGAGGAAAAUUUAAAUAUUUUCAUCAUCAGAGACUGAAAAUUUGAGAAAAAGUUACAUUCGAAACGUUUUCAAUGCUGAGAAUAAAAACCACAUCAUAAUAACAUUAUUAAAAAUUUGAAAACUUUCAUGAAAUUUCAAUUCACGAUCACUAUGACGUCACAAGAUGUAUAAAAAUGAAAAGAUGGGCCCCAUUCAGGAAAUGCACAAAAAAUACAUGGCCCCAUUGAGGAAUUAUGCAGAAAUUAUGUGUUUCAUCUUUUUAGGUGGCCCCAUUCAGGAAAAAGGGAGAAAUUCUUACUUUUUUCUUGCUGGCCCCAUUGAGGGAAUUUGCCACACAAGUGGCCCCAUUCAGGUGGCCCCAUUUUCUCAGAAACUGGCCCCAUUCAGGGGCCCCAUUCAGAGAUUGCCUAAAUUUCCAGUAAAUCCUGAUUUUUCAGAUGAAAAAUGGCGAUUUUUGAGCUGAACCGAUGUCUGAGGCUCAAAAAUCGAUAUUUUUCAGAUCUAAAAUUUUCUUUAAAAAAUUUCUUAUUCGAUUAGCUAGAUAUCUUUGAAUUUUUCUAUUAAAAAUCAUAUUUUUGAUAAAAUUUCCCACAUUUUCAUUAAAAUUUGAAAAACAAAAACUUUUUUGCUCAAAAAAUUGAACUUUCCUCUCUCAACCUCAUUUUCAAUUUCCAAUUUUUCAGAACGAAAACAUCAAAAUGCAACUCGCCCCAACUCUCAUCAAACAAGAAGUGAUGAAAGAGGAAGAAGAGGAGAACAUCUCUGUUGAUGAAGAUAUUGAUGUUGCCACCUCAACAUCCAGCGCUUCUACCCUAAUUCAACCAACACCUUCUGCACCAACAACAUCUUCUCCACCCGUCGCUGAAUCUGUGCCAAUCUUCAAAAUGCCACCAUUCGCCUUCUCAACACCAACACCAAAUCCAUCGAUGUUGGUUGCACCCACCCAAAAUACCACACCAACACUUCAACCUCAACCAUUCUUCAAUCCGGCACUUUUGGCGCAAUUCAUGUUGGCGCAAUUGCAAGCUGCUCAACAAGGAUUCUAG